AUGCCAGCAGUUUUCAUCUUGCUGCGGUCCCUGGUUAUCAGGCUCCUCAGUAGUAGACUGGCAGGCUCAGUGGCACAGUUCAUCAGGAGAAGCCUCUCUACAGGCUUUGCCCACCUUGGCACGGCGUUGCGCCACAUCUGGGACCGCAUUCAUCCCAGGAGUCCAAGGAAGCUGUCCUGGGCUGUGUGCUGUAGCCCCGUGAAGCCCAACCAGGAGGACAUGGCAGCUGAGGACCAUCUGAACCAGAACGUCGCCUCUCCCUCCUCCGUCUCCAGGUCCAUCAAGAAGAUCACAAUCUCCGGGAGUAGAAACAUAUCAGAGAACAAGGUGUUAGUGGGACCAGCACAGCUUUCAAUCACAGGGUCCACAUCUGAAAACAACAAUAACAACAACAACGUCACCAGCACAUCAGAUCCACAUCUGCCCAGGAUUGUGGGUGUGAGCUGUGAGAAUAAGCCCAGUUCUCACUUCAAGGUUUUUAUCAAAGAAGAAAGAGCCUCAGAAGAAGAAAGUCAUCUGGAGGAUGAAGCGUCGGCAGCUGUUACGUCCCAGAGCGACUGCUUCACUCAGCGCAACUCGCUCUUCAACAAGGAAGUACUGCAGGCAGAGGCGUGGAUCAAAGGCAAGCUGCAGGACCUGAAGGAUGGAUGUAAUAUUCAGCGCUGCCCCCUGCAGGACUGGGAGGAAGCCUCGCAGACGCUCCAGAGAGACCUCAGAGACUUUGAGAACACCUUAAUUCAACUCAACCAGAUGGGCGAGCAGCUGAUCUGCAGGCUAAACCCCACUUCUGACCUGGUGAAGAAGCAGCUCAGCCAGCUCAGGGACAUGUGGCAGACCCUGAAACAGACGGCCGCAAAUCAGACAAGGGCCCUGGGUGGAGCCAAGAACCUGCAGGAGUUCAACAAGAAAGUGGACAAGCUGGAGGCAUGGAUUAAAGAUAAGGAAGAGGAGCAGUCUCUGGUGAAUGUCCUGGGGGAACAUGUUGACAAAAUGCAGCUGACCAGGAGAAUUUUAGAUCUAAAACAGGACGAGCAGCUAUACAGAAACCUCCACGAGGAGAUCAACCACUUGGCCCUAAAACUGGAGAAACAAGGGAAGACAGAUGGCAAAAACAUCUCCAGCAAGAGGAAACACAUCAAUAAAAUGUGGCUGAAGGUCCAGUCUCAUCUGAAAAACUACCAUGAAAAUCUUCAGCUGGCACUGGAGGUGUCCUCGUUCUACCAACAGGCUGAUAAUACGUUGUUUGCUAUUGAUAACAUGAGGAAAAGCAUGUCUGCAUCCAAAGAGCUGGACAGCUUCGGUGAUAGAGAAAUACGCGACAUCGCCGGUCAAAUCAUGAUGCUAGAUGUGAGCGUGUCCCAGGUGUCCAAUCUCCAUCCUGCCCUGGCUGCCGGCGUCACGCAGAAGCAGAGCGAGGUGAAGGACUGCUGGGCGCUUCUUCAGAAGCUUCUCAGGAGUGACAGGACCACACUCUCUCCCACUGGCUCCGCUUUCACCAGGGAAGAUGCUGACCCCCUGACACCAGCCCGGGAACCCCAGUGCAACGUGGGAACGGAGACGCAAAGGAUUAUGGGAAAGGAGGUGAAGGAGGAGCAGAAUCGGCUGAAAGGCUUCGUGAGUACUGUUGAAUGUGGGAUCGGUAGGAGAACACCGAGCAGCCAAAGCCAGGAGCAGCCAUCAGUGAACCGCACCUCGUCACCCACGGGAGGCGGCCCUGCCUCUGCAGAUGAUGUCAUCGUCAGACAUCAAUUGAAGGGGGACAGGAAGCCCAGAGCAGAGCCCAAGCUUGCCACCGCCCCGCGAGGCCACCCACAGCUACACAUGCAGCUCCAGAAGUUCACCGUGUCUGCUGACAAGACUUUGUCCUGGCUAAAAGACAAUGUGUCCAUGGCCACGCAGGUGUGUUCAAUAGCCAACUUUGAGGGGCUGGAGGCAGCCAGGAGGUGUCAACACGCUCUGCAACAAGAAAUCCUCACCAACAGGGCCAGGAUAGAGGUUGUCAAACGGGAGGGCCGCGGGCUGGUCCGUGCACAGCACCCAGGCAGAGCCAAGAUAGAGGAGUUCCUGGGCCAGCUGGAAGUCCUGUGGGAAGAGCUGCGGAGGAGGCACCAGAGGAACGCCGUGUUUCUGCAGGCCUCAGAGGAGCUGGGCUUCAGGGUUGUUAAAGUGCUCCAGGCACUGGGCAGUCUGGAGGCCUGGCUGGAGUCCGUGGAGCUUUCCAUGAAGGAAUCCGCUCUCGCCGGUGACCCUGAGAUGAUGAGCAUGGCUGAGAGGGAGAGCUGUCUGCUGGAGAAAGAGGUGGCAGCUCGCAGGCUGGAGCUCAGCGCUCUGAGACAGGAGGUGGACCGCCUCCACAGCCCCAGUCACCCACGCACACGAGGCCUGCCAGCACGCAUGGAGGAGGUGGAAAGAAAGUACCAUCGUGUCCAAAGUGCCCUAACCCAGCAGAACUCUGAGCUGCAGGACACACGAAUGCUGACGGAGUUCCUGGAGCGCGUGGAGCUGGAGGAGAGCCAGGAGCUCAGCGGGAGUCGGUACAGCCUGGGCCAGCCUCUUCACAGUGAGAUUUCCUCAGCUCCUACAUUGCUGGGACUCCAAAGCAGUGGCGGUGGUGAGCCCCUGAUAGAAAGCAUGGGGGACCCUGUGGAGGAACUACGAGAGGCCGUAGAGAUGCUGAAUGAUACUGUGAGGGAAAGAGGUCGAUCGCAGAGCCACGACCAGGCCAUCCAGGAGCUGCUGAGCAAGCACGCCAGCCUGGCGGUGCACGUGGAGGAGUGCUUGUGCUGCAGCAAGGAGCUGAGCCUGGACAUCCUGGAGAAGGAGACAGACAUGGCCGUCCAGUGUGAGCCAGACCGCUGCGGCCUAGAGGCUCUGCAGGAGAAGCAGGACCACCUGGAGAUUGACUAUGAAGUCAUCAGGGAGGAGGUAAAGGAGAUGGAGAACCAGACUUCUUGCUUGGAGGAGCUGUGCCCGGAGAGAGUGCACAUGCUCGGGGCAAAGAUCCAGGCCAUGCUGCAGGGCUGGACGGAGCUGGGGAGGAGUGUGACGGAGAACAAGUCCCGUCUGCAAGAGUUUGUGCAGCUCCAGGACUUCUUCAGGAGCUACCUCGCCAUGAUCUCAUGGACAGAAGACACCAGAUCGUGCAUUUUCUCAGAUACCGCCUUGCAUCUUGGGAAAGAUGGCCAGAAGCCACUCGCUACUGAACUGGACAUGCAGAUUGAGCAAAGGUUUGAGGAGUUUGAUGAGCUGGCAGACACGGGGAGGAACCUUUUACGCAAAGACCACCACCUCACGCAGAUGGUAAGAGAGCGCAUGGAGGAACUGAGGAGUAUGCUUGGGUGGAUCUCAGUGCACUGGAGGGCUCAGAAACAACAGUGGCUUCACAAGACGAGCAGACAGGAGCCUUCACAGGAUAACAUUUAUUCUGAGGCCACGAUGUGCUCUCCAUCGUCAGAGAGUUCCCCUCCUGAGCUAGAGGCCUACCAGUCCCAUAUGUCCCCAGUCAUCGCUUUUGAUGAAGACAAAUUAUGGGCGGCAGGAGACAGCCAGCCCUCCUCCCUGCCGCCGAGACAAGCUGAGCAGCAGGAGGAGAAGCACUUGGAGGAUGGGUAUGAGGUCAUGAACAGUAUCGGACCACGGGGCGGUGAGGCCACCUCCUCAGAGUCUCCCAAACCCUCCAUCGUGGUCCUCAAAGAGACCAGCAGCCCCGCAUUAGGGGGCACGGUCAACCUCAUCCUUAGCUUUGGUAACACAGGGGACAGCCAAGUUCAGGUGGUUGACCCUCCUGCUAGGUCGGACGAGUUAGUGGAGGAGACCUCUGAGCCGGUCCACAGGGUAAGUACCUACUUGCAUGUCAAGGAUAGCAACUUGGCUGUGGCCCCUGUGUAUGAGAGUAUCACCCUGCCGCGCCAAAAGAGCCGCUCUGCAGCCUCAGCCUCCCCUACUUUCUCGCCAUCCUCCCCCACCUCGCCGUCUUCCUCGGCGCCUGCACCUCCAACGGCCAACAUAACCUUCCACCCUUUGGCGGGCAGCGGCGGCGCCUCCAUCUUCAGCAGCCUUAAGAGAAUGGGCAAGAAGAGAAAGAGGAAGAGAGACGCUCGCAGACACACUAUCCAGAAAAUCAUGGGAGUGGAGGAGCAAACAGAAGGGAUGCCCUAUUAUGACAGUGAGACAAUCACGUACGACACGCACACAUGGCCGCUGAAGGAAGGCAGGAGGAAGAAGAGUUCACCAAAGGGUGGGGAUGGAGUAGAAGCUAUGGCCUACAUGAAGAAUCCCCUGCUGAAAGACAUUGAUACAGAAUGUUACGGAGAAUACAGUACUAUUCCAUAUGCCGUUUCAGAGGAGCCGACCACAAAUCAUGCGAGAAGCCACUGCAGAUUCCUCUCUUUGGGCUCCGUGCUGAGCUUCGACCUACCUAAGGACAUGACCCUCAUCCCCAGCAUUCAGGAUAUCAUUACCAUCGCCCCUCCAGAGUCCAAAAAAGGAGCAGGUGCCGAUCCCGACCCUCACUCCCAGAGACACACGGCCCUGAGCUCUUUCAAACAGACUCGACCGACUCCUGCCGCCACACGCAGUUCAGCAGACAUCAGUCUUACUGAAACACAGACCUUUGUAGUGAAAGAUCCGCCUGAUGUAGGGAACCAACCACCACUUCUUUUUUCCUCGGAAGGAAAUGAGGAUCAGACCGUACCAUGUAACGACCUGCCUAAAAAACAGCUCAGUCUGCACGAGGAUGUGGAGCAGGAGUGGGACAAAAUGUCGUCAGAGGUUAAAACUGGUACGGCUGAAAGGCAUCGGACAAGCAAGCCUCCCCAGCUGCCUAUUUAUGUGAACCAGGCCCAAAACACUGCUGCACAUAAACACGAAUGCCCGAGUGUCCACACGCUCAUCCGAGACCUAAAUGCACACCAUUACCAUAAAUGUGGCAGAUCCCAUGGUGUGCGUGAAGAGAGUCCGGGACUUCAGUGUCAAGCUUCUCAUAUGGUCGUGAAUCUGAAGUCGACGGUGAGCGUGAGCGUUCGUCAGGACUCGGUGGACUCUGGAAUCUCCACCUCCAGCAGUGUCAAGCUCUGCACUGAUGCCCCGUGUCCAGAUAACCCGCAGCCCAAGGGCGUGGUGGGGAGGCUCAUAUCCCUUGAGGUGGGAGGGAUAGACUGCGCUAAAACGAAGGCGAACAAGGUAACAUCAUCAUGUCCAUCGACAGACUCAGCAGAGCCAGAAACGGAGCCCGUCCACCUCGACCACCAGCAGUUUGAGGAGGAAGAGGAAGAGCUGGAGGACAUCUGGAACCAGACUACAAACUACAGACAGAGCAUCUGCUCAGACAUUAUGUACCAGCCCAGCCAGGAAGAGCCUGAACCCUCGGACCAAUCCAUAGAGCCCCUUUCCCCCUCACCGUCGCCCAAGACCCCGGCUGUUCUCUACAGGAACCUGGUCACAGCCUCAGCACCCAACCUCCUCGUGGCCGAGUUUAAACUGCCCCUCUACCUUCAGAGCUUGCUAGGCUAUGACAAGGAACAGGGUCCCAAAGGUCACCUCCCUCCACUAUCCACAGGAGACAGGAAGUCCUGGGCGGCAUUUCCCAACAGGGAACCAGCCGGCAAGACCUCGGUGACAGUGAACGAGACGGCAUCGGAUCCAGUGAAGCUGCCAGAUGUGGGGGACAAUCAGAGAUAUAUUUAUCAAUACAGAGAGGAUGAGGAGGAGGAGGUGAAAGAGGCAAAGGUGGGGGAGGAGGUGGAUGAGCAUGCGGGCUGUUCAAAGCAGGACCAGUCUAUGAGUCUGCUGUCAGUUCAUAUGGGUUUGGACGGCGUCUGCCAGCAAAGAAAAGCCUCUCAAAGCCUGGACAACACGGAGCAGCAGGAAGAGUCAAUGGCCACAGGAGGGCGCUGUAUCACUCCGAGUGGAAAGUCUGAGCUCCAGUCUAUGGAGGGAACGCUGGAGAGGAAGCACAAGCUGCAGCUGGGAGGAAAGAAAGCUGCCUCCAGAGGCUGGAACUCCUACCAUGCUGUCCUGUAUAGACACACCUUGUGCUUCUACCAGGAUAGGAAGGAUACACUGAGGAGCUCUGUAUGUGGCCUGCCGCUGAACCUCAUAGGAGCCGAGUGUUCACCUGCACCAGAGUACACCAAAAAACCCAACUGCUUUAGACUGCGGCUCCGCGAUGGGUCUGAAUAUCUGCUCAACGCCUCCUCACGCUUUAUGAUGAAGAAAUGGAUAAUGAAAAUACAAGCAAACACAGGUCGGAGUGAGUCUUUAUUCUCAAGUGUCCCGGUUGAUCAAGACCUCCCCGUUUCCUUAAAGCCCUUCCUCUGCUCCGGUUGUCACGGUCUCACCAAAUGCCACUGCUCCUCCCGCCAUGACGUCACCUCCACGUUCCCCAGGCGCAAACCACCGGGUUCCGCCCAAACCAAAGAGAUUGUCGUCCUCACCAGAGAGUUCAGUCACAUGCCGCAGAGCCACCUAAGGAGCGUCGAUGAGCAGACGACCAUCUCGUCCUCACAUGGAGGCUGCUGUGACGAUGAUGAAGACAGUUCAGAGCAGACACUGACUCACAGACUGUCUGGAGCAUCCAGAGACAUCACCUCGUCCUCCCCCCUCUCCCCUGUGUCCAGCGGUGAGGACUGGCUCAGCAACCAGCGUCGCUCCCACUCCUUCACAUCAGCAACGUUUCAGAAGAUCAAGCCCGUGCUGCAAACCCCCGGAGGCCGAGGCCCGGAAAGAGGUUCCAACUACUGUGUGACUCUGGUAGUCGGAGACAAGUCAUCAGACAGUGCGUCCAUAAGCAGGAGCUCUGAGCCCCCGCGGCUGGCUUUAGCUGGAUGGCAGCAGGACACAUGUCAGGACUCGGCUCUGAGGAGCUACGCCAGCCUGCCACGGCCACGCAAUAAAUCUGUCUUUAAAAAGUUCUUCGGGAAAAGGGACCUCUGAGUUUUUAUAAUGAUUUUUUACUAAUAAAGGGUUUUACAAAUUGUUUCUACUGUGCAGUGCACAUAUUUGUUGAAGAGCAAUAAAAACGCUACUACUGACUGUAUUUAUGAUCGGAAGAGCUACCGCGGUUUUAUUUUGGAUGUGUUCUAUGUUUUAAAUCACUUUAAGUCUUUUUAAUGAGUGUUUGAAUUAUUCUUUAUUUUUAUUGUCACGUAAAAGGAACAAUACUGUGUGGGUGUGCACUAUGUAGUGGUAGAUUUGAUUUAUUGAAACAUGUUUUCUCACCAGUCUUAUUUCGCUUUUGUAUUUCUUUUUUGGAUUGUUGUGUAUAAAGUAUAAAGUAAACCUACCAGCUUAGUAGAGACUCAGUUUAGAAAACACAUUUAGAGAAUAAUCCCAGACUCAGUUAUGACCUCAAGUAUAACCGAUAUCCUGAACUCAUGACACUUACAUGUGCAGCGUGUGGUGCACCAAAACAUUUGAUUUCUUAUGCUAAAUUCAGCAGUUUGAUACUGCUUGAGCUUGUUUGAUAUUAACACUUUUUAAAUGCAAAUUGUAGCAGCGAAUAUUCAUAAUAAAACAUUAAAAAAUCAAA
Molecule: messenger RNA, 7528 nt
Organism: Cottoperca gobio
Lineage: Eukaryota; Metazoa; Chordata; Actinopteri; Perciformes; Bovichtidae
Gene: mymx
Product: myomixer
Exons: 34
Coding region: 1-6933 (2310 amino acids)
Biological process (GO): skeletal muscle organ development; myoblast fusion
Molecular function (GO): protein binding; phospholipid binding
Source: RefSeq, a predicted model, not a curated record